AAAUUGGGAAACAAAGAGGGUAAAAUCGUCAACGCCAUCAUAUAACAUACGAGGACCUCCGCCAUCUUUUUUGUAUAUAACAUCUUCAUUCUCAUGUUUGACUUUUCACUUUCACUUGCAAUUUCUCGCUAUUCCCAUUAGCCCACGCUUGUUGAUGGCUACCCAUCUUUUCACUUUCCGUCCCUCCAGAACCCACGCCUCUGCUAUUCCUGCUCACCUUAAGCCGGACUCCGACCGCCGGAGAACUACUACGUUAUCUACCCCGACCAACUGCUGGGCACCGCUGUUUGGAUUACCGUCCGACCCCGACUACAUUGAUUCCGAUAACAAAACUGAGGUGAAGCAAAGACGCCAAGUCGAAUCGCUAACGGACGUGGGACAAAAAUGGGCCAGAACAAAGUUUUACCCGGCUCGCUUCGCGGAAGAUAAGGCCAGGCAGCUCCGUAUGAUGACUACCACCACCUCCUCAUUUCACGACAUUAUGUAUCAUUCAUCCAUCGCUUCUCGACUCGCUUCCGAUUUCAAGGAUCGCUAGGCUCUAUGGCACUCUUCCGCCAUUCACCGCUAAAAUUUGUACCUAUUAUUUAUUUUCUUCUUUACGGUUGUAUGUCCAUUUUUCAAUAUUCUUAUCAAAGGACUGAAAUUUUUUUGUUAGAUAAUGAAUAUUCCAGGAUGAUGAUGUGUAAUUACUGAAUAUCUGAUAUGAAUCUUUAUUUUGUAAAUUGUGAAUA
Messenger RNA from Gossypium arboreum, 731 nucleotides. RefSeq lists its product as uncharacterized. NCBI's taxonomy places the organism in Eukaryota, Viridiplantae, Streptophyta, Magnoliopsida, Malvales, Malvaceae. The record is from RefSeq and is a predicted model, not a curated record. The coding region runs from base 155 to 535 and encodes 126 amino acids. The transcript has a single exon.